UAACAAACACGUGAUUAUUAAGCGUCACCAGGCUUAUCUCAUUGGCAUGAAACCGCACGUAAUCCCCCAAUUGAAAUGUCGCCGCGGCAGGAAAAUCGCCACCUCUCAGCCACCGGUUAUCGUCCCUUUUUAUCGAAAAUAGAUCACAAAUCCUUUCCUUAGACUCUUCCAGCUACCCUGCAACCCAAAAAGGCAUAACAGAAGUUCAGGGUUAUGCGGAAAACCCUCUUUGCGACCUUUGAUCGAACAGUUGGCAUGCAAAUUUGCCAAACAAACCAAUCUUCUCAGCUGAAAUAGCAAAGAUUCGCUCUCGAAGCGCUGCCACCACGAAAGGGAUGGCAUUCCGUUCAUUCUCCCUCUUCGCCUAUAUAUAUCUACAUCGCAAUGUCUCGCUUGAAUCUGUUCCAUAAACAUUCACGGUGCUUCAUCUGCUUGAUCUUAUUGUUGUUUUCUCUAUCUUCUCUUGUUUCUCAACGUGGAAGUGUAAGCAUGGCUAAGAACGAUUCUGGUAAUUGGGAGAAAAGCCCGUUCAUUAUUUGCUUCGGCGAGAUGCUCAUCGACUUCGUCCCGACUGUCUCCGGUGUUUCUCUUGCGGAGGCUACGGCAUUCAAGAAGGCCGCCGGCGGCGCCCCGGCCAAUGUCGCCGUCGGCAUUGCCAGGCUUGGUGGUUCCUCUGCUUUCAUCGGAAAGGUUGGGGACGACGAAUUCGGGCAUAUGCUGUCCAACAUUUUGAAGAUCAACAAUGUGGAUUACUCCGGUGUCUGCUUCGACACCGGCGCUAGAACUGCACUAGCCUUUGUGACUCUUAGGGCCGACGGCGAACGGGAGUUCAUGUUCUACCGAAAUCCAAGCGCCGAUAUGCUCCUGAAAGAAUCCGAGCUUGAUUUUCAUCUCAUCAAGAAGGGUUCCAUAUUUCACUAUGGCUCCAUUAGCUUGAUCGAGGAGCCGUGCAGAUCAACUCAUCUUGCUGCUCUUAAGUUUGCCAAGAAGGAAGGUCUCCUUCUUUCCUAUGAUCCUAAUCUGAGACUUCCACUUUGGCCUUCAGCAGAUGCUGCUCGUGAGGGCAUUAAAAGCAUCUGGGAAUACGCAGAUGUCAUCAAGGUGAGUGAGCAGGAAAUCUCAUUUUUGACUGGAGAUGAAGAUCCUUAUAGUGAUGAGGUUGUGUAUAAUAAACUUUUUCACGACAACCUCAAACUCCUUGUUGUCACCGAAGGAGAAAAAGGUUGCAGAUACUACACCAAGAAAUUCCAUGGGAGAGUUGGUGGGUUUAGAGUUAAUGCUGUGGAUACUACUGGUGCUGGUGAUUCUUUUGAUGAGAAGAAACUAAAGGAAGCCUUCGUCUUCGCCAAUGCAUGCGGAGCAAUUACAGUCACUGGGAGGGGAGCAAUUCCCUCACUUCCAACCAAAGAAGCAGUUCUUGAUUUCAUCCCAAAAGGGAUCGAACAACCUCACAGCUUGUGUCUUAUUUCUUGAAACACAAGCCAAGUAUUAUAUACUAGUUCAUCUUAUAAACUCA
Molecule: messenger RNA, 1516 nt
Organism: Dendrobium catenatum
Lineage: Eukaryota; Viridiplantae; Streptophyta; Magnoliopsida; Asparagales; Orchidaceae
Product: probable fructokinase-7
Exons: 6
Coding region: 385-1473 (362 amino acids)
Biological process (GO): fructose metabolic process
Cellular component (GO): cytosol
Molecular function (GO): fructokinase activity
Source: RefSeq, a predicted model, not a curated record